Messenger RNA from Nerophis ophidion (straightnose pipefish), 8970 nucleotides. It is a transcript of the gene greb1l, whose product is annotated as GREB1 like retinoic acid receptor coactivator. Lineage: Eukaryota; Metazoa; Chordata; Actinopteri; Syngnathiformes; Syngnathidae. The transcript is spliced from 34 exons. Gene Ontology annotation, biological process: kidney development; multicellular organism development. Bases 326 to 6175 code for a protein of 1949 amino acids. The record is from RefSeq and is a predicted model, not a curated record.
UGUGACUGCGUGUGUGUGUGCAUGUUAGUGGCUGUGUGUGUGUGUGUGUGUGAGAGAGAGAGAUGACUGAGGUGAGUGGACACACAGCAGCAGCAACACAUGCUGCAUGCAGCUAUACCAAGGAUUUUACUCCCUAACAUGGACUAACCUUUGAGGACACUUUGGGAUUUACCUCAUUUGGGGAUUUUGAAGAAGUUGGAGGAAGUCAUGGAAGGUGUCGGCGCUCAGAGCGCAAUGUCUUCACUGAAGAGCUGAGCGGCGGCGACUCAGCAUGUAGCGCAGGAGAAAGAAGUCCAUUCACGCCUGCUAAGAAUCUGACCAGAUCAUGGGAAACUCAUACGCCGGGCAGCUGAAAUCUGCUCGAUUCGAAGAGGCUCUUCACAAUUCUAUCGAGGCAUCUCUGCGCUCCAGCAGCGGAGACCCACAGCCCAUCUUCACGCAGCUCUACCUGAAGCCGGAGUCGUAUCCCGGCAGCAUGGAGGAGGUGAAGCCAAAAGCUGAACUCCAAAGUGGCGAGCUGCCCGGCCACGAGCUCCUGAACAGCCACUCCUCCAACGACCAGGAGGAGCAGGAAGAAGAGGAGGACGAGGACAGCAACAGCCCCCCGCUCCCCUACCUGCAGGCCCCUGUGCCAGACGGCUGCUGCACGCUGGAUGGGUUCUGCCAGGCUGGCAAGGAUCUCCGUCUGGUCUCCAUGGUAACGGAGCCCACUGACGUGCCAACGGGCUUUGAGCUGGUCGGCGCCAAGUCACCCAGCAUCCCCGAGCACAUCCUGGUGUGCGCUGUGGACCGUCGUUUUUUGCCGGAUGAGAACGGGAAAAAUGCACUUUUAGGUUUUUCAGGGAACUGCGUGGGCUGUGGCGAGAAGGGCUUCAGGUACUUUACGGAGUUCUCCAACCACAUCAACCUCAAGUUGUCUACGCAGCCCAAGAAGCAGAAGCACUUAAAGUAUCACCUGGUGAAGAACUCUCAGGGUGCUCUGUGCAAAGGACCCCUCAUCUGCUGGAAGGAUUGUAAAACACGUCAGUUCUCCAGCUCUGCAUCCACGUCCAAACCCAGCUCCUCCUCCUCGGUCAGUAGUAAAGAAAACCUCGGAACCAGCGGAAAUGGUUCGUCUCCCUUCUCCCUCUCAGAUUCUCCACCAACCAGAAUGACGUCAGCCUCUUCCACCUCUUUUGGCAGUCAGGACCUGAACAGAGAGUGCAGCUUCAUCAAGCCUAUGGCCUCCACACAUGGAAACAAGACGCUACCAAUAGUUCCCACAGCGCUGAGGGUAAACGGGCCGACCAAUGGCUUGAGUGUUGAUGGGCGUCCUCCUUUACUUAGCCCCUCCCAGAUCACCUUAGGACCUCCAAGUCAAGGGUAUCGAACAUCUGACUUGGGAGACAGUCCGGUGCCCUCCGCCAUGAACUCCGGCCCACCCAAGAAACGCCAUCGAAGCUGGCAUCCCAGCUCCAUCGUGCCAGUCCCUCCCACGGCCGUCCCUGUGCCAGCAAUCAGGCCCAUCGUUUGCUCUCCAGGUUCUGUACUGGGGGGACCGACUCCUCAGCCACCGGGGCUGGGUGUCAUCCAGCCCCAGCCUGUCAGUGCUGGAGGCACGGUGAUUGUAUCCGACAACCUACUCAAUUGUGCAGGAGUUCGCCCUGUCAUUCUCAUUGGGCACGGCACUUUACCUUAUUUCUACGGCAACAUUGGGGAUUUGGUGGUGAGCCCACUGCUGGUGGGCUGCUACAAGAACAGCCAGUUGACGGAGAAAACCUUGGAGACUCUUGGCCUGAGCAGCAGCCAACUGCUGAGCGUGGAGACCAUGAUUCUUCUUACGCUGCAGUAUCUGGCACGUCUAGGCCCAGAGCAGAUCCCCCUAAGGGAGGAGUUAGAGCAAAUCGUUUUGAAGGCCAUGCUCUGUUGCCCUGGUGGUCCUACCAUCUCCCCUUCCCAACUGCCCUGGUUGGCUCGACUGGAGGCCAGCGUCUCCGGGGGAACCGUCCAUGUGGUGGUUACCCAUAAUUCCCUGGGGGAGGGCAUUUGCGAGUCACUGCGCGCCAUCAGCGAAGCUCCUCACCACCAGCAGUCGCUGCCCACCUAUGUGGUCAUCAUAUGUGCCUCUAAAAUGAACGACAGCGAGUUCUGCGUGCUGGUCUUAGGGAAGUACCAAGCACGGGCUUUGGCGGAGGGCAUGCUGACUACUAACGAGUUCCUGAAGGAAAUCAGUUACGAGCUCAUCACAGGGAAAGUCAGUGUGUUGGCAUCUCACUUCAAAACCACCUCUCUAGGGGACAAUCUGGACAAGCAGCUGGUGCGGUAUCAGCGCCGACGGAAAGGCCAGGUCAUCCAGCCCUUCCAGGGCGAUGUCACUGAAUACAUCCACUCACAGGAGGCUGCCAGCAUGUCACCACCUACAGACAGAGAUUUGCUGAGUAAGGUCUUCCAGAUCUUUCCGACCCAGCUGAGCGUGGCCCGUCGCCUCCUCUCCCUGGUUUGCUCAAUCGCUGACUCAGGCAGCCAGAACCUCGACCUGGGGCGCUUUUGUAAAGUGGACUUCCUGGUUUUAGUCCCGCCCUCUCACAUUCUGGUAAACCAGACGGCACAGCGCAUACGACAAUCAGGCGUCCUGGUAGACUUAGGUAUGGAGGAAUCCUGCUUGGCGCAGCAGAAAUGCGACAAGUACGUAGUGCGACUGGACACCGACGUGCAUGGCAAGAUGGAGGCUUUCAUGCGGAAAGUCAAACAGAACCCUUACACGCUGUUUGUCCUCAUCCACGACAACUCACAUGUUGACCUAACGAGCGCUCUGUCGGGCUCUGUGUGCCACGGCGAGCUGCAGGGUCUGGCUGACCGAGUCGUCAAUUGCCAGGAGGUCCUGGAGGCGGUGAACCUGCUGGUCUUGCAGGUCAGCUGCUUCCCGUACACGCUGCAGACGCACCAGUCACGCAUCAGCGUCCACAACGAGGUGCACUGGCCCUCCAAUGAAAGCCUGCAAGGAGUGCUCUCUUCUGGCGAGUUGGUCUACUUCGGCCUGAUGGACUACAGCAGAUCCCUGCAGUGGGGCGUAGCCAGCCCCAUCCUGCGCUGUGACGAUGCCUUUGAGAAGAUGGUGCACACGUUGCUGCAGAGACACCCGCACCUGCACAGCAUGGUGAUCCGCAGCUACCUGCUCAUCCAGCAGUACACAGAGGCCAUGAUGGCGCUCACCUCCUCGCCGUCCCUAAGAGACCACAUCACACCGGAGACGCUAGCCAUGGUGGAGGACUUGAUCAAUGCCCCCGGCAGGGAGGGCUCCCAAGGGCGGGGCCACAUGCUGCUGGUCCGCGUGCCUUCGCUGCAGCUGGCCAUGCUGGCCCGGGAGCGGCUGGAAGACGUGCGGGACAAGCUGGGCCUCCAGCUAUGCUUCGCCGUGCUGCUGGGAAGCCCCGCUUCCGAGCUUAACCUGCCCAGGAACUUCACAAAUCGCCUACGAACAUGGCGGGGCGGUGAGAAUGAAGACUGGGUGCCGCUCACAUACGAGGAUCUUGAGGGUCUACCCUGUAUUGUCAUUCUCACGGGGAAAGACCCUCUUGGAGAGACCUUCCCCAGGUCUUUGAAGUAUAGCGACCUUCGUCUAAUCGACUCCAGCUACUUGACGCGGACGGCGCUGGAGCAGGAGGUGGGUCUGGCCUGCACCUACGUUUCCAUGGGGGUGGCCAAGGAGCCCAAAAAGACACCGGGCCCUCGGGAGUCCGACGUGGAGAAAGCCACCACUAGCAUGAAUGACGGUGAUGAGCUGGAGCGACCUCAGAGCAAUGGCAGCGCGGCAACCAGGACCUCUGGCUCUUUGGUAGAAAACGGUGUGAGUUCAUCAGACGCCACAGAUUCCCUGCAGAAGCCCUCCACGUCUACCUGUACACCAGAGGGUGCAGACACAUCAGGUUUCAAGCAGGAGUGUGACUCCAUGGGAAGCCAGCUCUCCUGCAACCCUCCCAAAUCCUCCAAAGCCCCGGCCUCCCUUUACUCCAGCUCAUCCUCCUCGUCCCCAUCACCGUCCUCCUCUUCAACCCAACGGCCCAGCCAGUCCACGCAGUGCAGCCGCAACCCGAAGCCCGCCCGCGUUUCACCGAGGACAGUCAUCAUGUCGCGAGCGGCGUACAAUCUGUUGGCGGGCGACUCGGGGAGCCAGCUGUGCUCCUUCUCCCUGCUGCCACAUGCCGACGUGGCCUGGAACAGCCCUCUGAGGCCCCCCAUCACGGCGAGCCUGCAGAGUGAGCAGCAGAGCACCUACUACCGACAGUGGACCGUUGCCAGGCAGCAACAUGCUGAUUACGAAGCUCCACCUGUGCCGCACCCUCGACGCCUUCUGCUCAGUGGACCCCCACAGGUGGGAAAAACCGGCGCCUACCUCCAGUUUCUACGUAUCCUGUUUCGGAUGCUCAUUAGACUGUUAGAGGUAGAUGUGUUUGAUGAGGAGGAAGAGGAAGACGAAGUUGAAGAGACACCCGAGGUCGUGACCCCUGUAAGCACCCAGUGGCCUGACAUCGAAGACAUCCGCAAGUUGCCCUUUAACCCCAACCCACGAGACUCCAAGUUCAGGAAGGCCAGCCCAGUCUACUCUGACAAGAUGCCAAAGCUGAAAGUGAGAGGUUUGAAAAAAGAAGAAAAGGGCCAAGUGGAAGCCAAACAGGAGACAAAGUCAAUUAGACUCACUCGGUACGCCGCUCACAACGCCUUUCAUCACUGCGAGCAGUGUCAUCACUACUGUGACGCCAGCCCCGCCGCACAGCUGUCAGAGUGCACCUUCCAUACCUUCACCUUCUGCUCGUCCAUGCUGGGGGAGGAGGUCCAGCUCCAGUUUGUCAUUCCCAAAGACAAGGAGCAGCACUUUGUGUUCAGUCAACAGGGAAGCCACCUAGAGAGCAUGCGUCUGCCUCUGAUCUCCACCAAGGACCCCAAUCAUUUAAAGAGUCCCAUCUUCACGCCGACGACAGGGCGACAGGAACAUGGCUUACUCAACAUUUAUCACGCCAUGGAGGGUGCCGCUCACUUACACAUCCUGGUGGUCAAGCACUUUGAGAUGCUCCACUACAGGAAGUACUGGCCCAACCACAUCCUGCUUGUCCUGCCUGCUAUGUUCAACAAUUCAGGAGUCGCCUUUGCCUGGGCUCCAGGGGCUGCUCGCUUCAUGAUCAAGGAGCUGUCUUACCACAACCUGGAGCUGGAGAGAAACCGCUGGGAGGAGCAAGGAGUUAAGAGGCAAGAUGUCUGGCCUUUCAUCGUCAUGAUGGACGACUCAUGUGUGCUGUGGAACGCCCAGCAGCCAGCAGAGGGCAGCGAUCCGACCGAAAGGGGCUUUACGCUCACCAACGUGUCCCUCAAAAUGGUCUUGCAGCACAUGGAGACUACACCCAAAAUCUCCCUCUAUGCCAUGUGCGGCACCCGCAAGUGGAGCAGCACCCUGGCUCGCAAGACCCCCCGCCGACCUUUCAGCCGGUGCCACCUCCAUGAUUUUGUCCUGCUCAACGUGGAUCUGACCCAGAACGUUCAGUACGACCUGAACAGGUACAGCUGCGAGGAGGUGGACUUCAACCUUCGGGUGAACAGCAGCGGACUCCUGCUGUGCUGCUUCAACAGCUUCAGCUUGAUGAAGAAGAACAUUCCAGUCGGGGGGAACCAGGACUUCAUAGUCAAACCUAAACUCACGGAAAUAGAAACCCCUGGUGCAAUCAGCCCCUCCCAGUACGUCUGUGCCCCUGAUAGCGAGCAGACCCUGCUGGAUGCCCCUGCCCAGUUCCUGCUGGAGAAGUUCCUGCAGAGCUGCAGCCACAGAUUGUUCCCCAAAGCUAUUCAGAACCCCAAAAACCCGGUUCUGUCUAUUGACAGCUACCUCAACAUCAGCCCAGAGAUCUCCGUGUGUUACAUCAACUCCCGUCCACACUCCACGAACCUCAACCAUCAGGGCCUGCAGUUCAGUGGCUUGCUGCUGUAUCUCUGCGACUCCUUCGUCGUAUCCGGACUCCUCAAGAAAUUCCGCUUCCUCAAAGGCGCCACCUUGUGCGUCAUCUGCCAGGACCGGAGCUCGCUGCGUCAGACCAUCGUCAGACUGGAGCUGGAGGACGAGUGGCAGUUCCGCCUGCGGGACGAGUUCCAGACGGCCAACUGCAGCGAGGACAGACCCCUCUACUUUCUCACCGGCCGCCAUGUUUGAAAAAAGACAAACGCUCGAUUCAACGUCAAGCCAGCAACUCUUGCCAUUCCGGCGAAAGGUCAAAAAUGGCGCCAAGGUCACGCUCAUGGCUCCACUUUUUUUGUGUUAAGAUUGUACGUGGACUUUUAACCACGGUAUGUCCCGCACUGGGCGUACGUGUUUAUCUCAGGGUUUUAAAGCAAACUUACAGAGUUUUUCCUCUGCUUCAUUGCGUUUACUUUACUUGGCACCAAAGACGAUCUCAAGCUGCACCUUUUGCUUGUCCCCCGCCUUCAUGUCUUCACUGCUUCAAAAACUCCAGUUUCACGUUGCUGCCUCGCCCUGAAAAAUCUCCGAUAAACGCUAAACGUAACAUAGCGGCGACUUCAUUGACAAAGUCUGCAGCCCACCAUUGAGGUUACAUCAGGGGUGUCAAACUCCUUUUAUAUGAGGGGCCACAUGGAGAAAAAUCUACUCCCGAGUGGGACGGGACUGGUAAAAUCCCGGCAUGAUAACUUAAAAAUAAAAGCAACUUCAGAUUGUUUUCUUUGUUUGAAAAUAUAACAAGCAAAUUCUGAAAUUGUACAAAUCAUAAUGUUGUUAGGGUUUUUUUUUACAAUUACUUUUUGCGGUUAAUAGUAUAUAUACUUGUCAUUAUUUAUAUUUUCUGAAUAAAUUAUGUGAUAAUGUUCAUCAGUCAACUCAUUGCUGUUAAUUUACAAUCCAUCAAGAUAAAAAAAAGUUUAUCAAAAUCAAAUUACAGUAUAUUAUUUAUGUAGUUUGAUUAUUUUCCUCGAUUUAUUUUGUACAUAUGUAGCAUCAUCUAAAAAGUUACAAAGAAUUGCUAUUGCGACAUCCAGUGGACAAAUUCAGAACUGCAGUAUCUUUCAUUUAAAAUUUUAAAGGCCUACUGAAACCCGCUACUAUCGACCACGCAGUCUGAUAGUUUAUAUAUCAAUGAUGAAAUAUUAACAUUGCAACACAUGCCAAUACGGCCUUUUUAGUUUAAUAAAUUGUAAUUUCAAAUUUCCCGCGAAGUGUCCUGUUGAAAAAGUCGCGGAAUGAUGACGUAUAUGCGUGACGUCACGGACUGUUAGGAAAUAUUAAUGUGCGCACACACACAACUAAAAGUCGUCUGCUUUAACCGCAUAAUUACACAGUAUUUUAGACAUCUGUGUUGCUGAAUCUUUUGCAAUUUGUUCAAUUAAUAAUGGAGAAGUCAAAGUAGAAAGAUGGAGUUGGGAAGCUUUAGCCUUUAGCCACACAAACACACGGUAAUUCAUUGUUUAAAAAUUCCCGGAGGUGAAACUUUAGUAUGGAUCAGAGCGGUCAAGCGAACAUGGAUCCCGACAAAAUGUCAGCCAGCAGUUUUCGGUGAGAAAAUUUGUAGUAAAGAGUCGCCACUUACCGGAGAUCAGCUGAGCUUGUGCCGUCCGUACAGCUGCCGUCGACUUCCCUCAGACACUGGCCUCCAUACACCCGUGGAUACACCCUUCCGGCUAUCAGGUCCUAUAAACUCACUAAAAAACUAGCAACAUAAUAGAAAGAUAAUGGAUUUCCCAGAAUUAUCCUAGUAAAUGUGUCUAAAAACAUCUGAAUCCGUCCCAAUGCAAUCGCGUUUUUUUUUUUAAACUUUUUUUUUCUAGUCCGUCGCUAUCAAUAUCCUCAAACAGGAAUCUUUCAUCCUCGCUCAAAUUAAUGGGGAAAUUGUAGUUUUCUCGGUCCAAAUAGCCUUUUUUGUUGGAGGCUCCCAUUAAAAACAAUGUGAGGAUGUGAGGAGCCAUCAACGGGUGAUGUCAUCGUCUGCGACUUCCGGUAAAGGCAAGGCUUUUCUGUUAGCGACCAAAAGUUGCGAACUUUAUUGUCGAUGUUCUCUACUAAAUCCUUUCAGCAAAAAUAUGGCAAUAUCGCAAAAUGAUCAAGUAUGACACAUAGAAUGAACCUGCUAUCCCCAUUUGAAUAAGAAAAUCUCAUUUCAGUAGGCCUUUAAAGUUCAUUUUUAUACCAGAAAACUCAUCCCGCGGUACGGAUAAAACCUGUUCGCGGGCCUGAGUACGUUUGACACCCCUGGGUUACAUAAUAUUGAGCAUCUGUCCGAUGUUCUGACAUAUCACGCGUAACAAAGUACCAAUAAGACGAGAUCGGGGACAAACGGAGUGAGCCAAGAAACGAGACAAUUGGAUUACUGUACUGUUUAAAGCAUUGUUCACAUUAUUAUUAAUAUAUUAUACAAUCCCCUUUUAAACCCAGAGGGAUACUGAUAUUGUUGUUUUUUGUAACUUUAACCAGUAUGUUUUGGUGUCUUUUUCUGCAAGGCAAAAAUAAUCUACCUAGAUGUGUCCUUAACCAUGUGUCUCUACCGCCCUGGAGGGCUCCUUAUUUAUUUCUCUUUUUUGGGGGGGGGGGAUUGAUAAUCAUGUUAAAAGAAGAAAUAAAACCUCUAUGAUAUUCGAUUGCAUGCUGAGGGAGGGAGUGCGUCCUCUUUGCUGAAGGCUUUGCACAUUGACCCGAAACCCAAGCCCGCGAAAAACAUCACGACGAUAGUUGGAGUCAACCGGAUGUCACUGAGGAAGAGUGAACUUGCACUAAACAAGUUGCCAAAGCCAAUGGAAAAUAAAUCAAAUGAUCGCCCACCCAACCCGGAGACGAGACUAAUGAUUUGAGUGCGGGAAUGUUUUGGCAGAAGUUUGAAUAAUAUGCAACUUGCUCACACAAUCACACAAUCAGUGUGGUCUACCUCACGUGACCGUUGUGCAUCAAAGCCAUGCUGUUGUCCUUGUUCUCAAUUUUGAAUGUAAUAAAAACCGUAAUUAAUG